Messenger RNA from Pleuronectes platessa (European plaice), 3815 nucleotides. RefSeq names its product par-3 family cell polarity regulator beta a (gene pard3ba). Gene Ontology annotation, cellular component: adherens junction; apical plasma membrane; cell cortex. Gene Ontology annotation, biological process: establishment of centrosome localization; establishment or maintenance of epithelial cell apical/basal polarity; microtubule cytoskeleton organization. Bases 327 to 3815 code for a protein of 1162 amino acids. The record is from RefSeq and is a predicted model, not a curated record. Lineage: Eukaryota; Metazoa; Chordata; Actinopteri; Pleuronectiformes; Pleuronectidae. The transcript is spliced from 24 exons. Gene Ontology annotation, molecular function: protein binding; phosphatidylinositol binding.
CCGGGUUCCUCUCGGGGUUUGUUGUGUUUGGGUGGAUCGGACAGACUCAACAUGUCGCUGCCGUGGUAAACUCACAUUUCUCCUCUUAACUCACCCGGAAACCAGACGUCGUGCGGGGGUUUUCUCCGGCGGGUUAUCUCGCUGAGGUCGGACCGGACCAGCGACUCCUGCACCGUGAUUUCAUCCCGACCGGAGACACCUGUUGCUCGGGUGGUUUCGACAGACAGGUGUCCUCUCGCGGAGGAGCGGCUCCCGGCAGGUUUACUACCGGAACUUGGAUUAAUAAACUCUGUAUUUCAUAAUAAUCGCGUGACUGUACAGCUGCCAUGAAAGUGACGGUGACUUUCGGGGACACUGCGGUGGUGGUGCCGUGUAAAGCGGGAUGGACCGUGCGGGAUUUAGUGGAUCAAGCCACGCGGAGGUACCGCAGAGUCCUGGAGCAGCACGGGGACAACGAUGUGAGAACCCACCACUUGGAGUACCCUGAGGGGGGGAUCCUGGACAUGGACGACAUGCUGGGUGAACUGGUGGACGACAGAGACAAGCUGGUGGCCUUGUUCGACAGAGUCCAGCACGGGAGGACGGACAGUCCCAGAGAGAACUUGUCCAACUACUCCAGCGACGCCCCCAGCCCCGAGCCGGCCAGCUACUACCCCCACCUGAUGAGCCAGGAGUCCGGCAGCGGAGAGAUCGAGGUCAACGAGGCCGUCCUCAAAGCAAAUACCCCUCUGAUGGUGAGGAGCAGCAGCGACUCGGCUCUAGCUCCGUCUUACGAGAGGAUGGACACGCCGUCCCCUGUGGACCAGCGUCACGGAUCUCCUGACCAGGAAAUCAGCCAUGUGCUGAAAGGAGCGUUGGACCGGCUGCACACAGACGACCCACCUGCCAAGAUGAGCAAGGCUAACUUCAGCACCCUGACGAGGACGGUGGAGAUUGCCGGUGACCAGGGGCCCCUGGGUAUCCACGUGAUCCCCUACUGCUCCUCGCUCAGUGGACGGACCCUGGGCCUUCACAUUAAAGGCAUCGAGGAAAAAAGCCUCUCCAAGCGAGAGAACAUCUUCCGAGACGACGAGUGCAUCGUCCAAAUCAACGACACGCCACUCGAGGACAAGACCUUCGCACAGUCACAGGAAGUGUUCCUCCAGGCCAUGGGCACGUCCACCGUGCGUCUGGAGGUCGUCCCCGUCCCCAACAAGCUGCGCUACGAGAAGAGCCUCAUCGGUCAGCUCUUCACCGGCGACGCCAAAGACCUCUCCGCAAAGAUAAAGAGUCCGAUGCUGGUCCGCCCCAAAACAGACAUGCACCCGCACCCGGAGCCCAAACCACAUUCCAAACCGAACAGUAAUGUAGAAGUGAGGCGGCCAGACGCACGUGCCAAGACCCCGGAGCCACCCGCGGCAUACGCACCAGCAGACGAGCUCCUUUCCAGUAAUGGCUCCUCUCCCACGCCUUCACUCAGGACAGAGAGCUCCUCCCCGGCAUCCAGGAGCCCUGUCCCCCCCGGCCCCCCCGGCCUGGCGAACCUGAGCAGCAAGAAGGGCGGCAAGCGGCUAAAGAUCGACCUGAAGAAAGGCACGGAGGGUCUGGGCUUCACCGUGGUGACCCGGGACUCCUCGGUCCACGGGCCGGGGCCGAUCCUGGUGAAGAACAUCCUGUCGAGAGGUGCGGCAGUUAAAGAUGGCCGCCUGCAGCCCGGAGACCGCAUCCUGGAGGUGAAUGGAGUCGACAUGACAGGCCGUAGCCAGGAGGAACUCGUAGGCAUGCUGCGCAGCACCAAGCAGGGAGAGAGCGUGUGUGUGGUGGUGGUGCGACAGGAGGACAUCUUCCUGCCACGGGAACUGAAAGGCGAGGAAGCCAGCAGCGUGGUGUUGGAGGACGGCAGGGAGCAGCUGAUGUACGAGAUCCCCCUGAACGAGUCGGGCUCGGCCGGGUUGGGCGUCAGCCUGAAGGGAAACAAGUCCCGAGAGACGGGGGAGGACCUGGGCAUCUUCAUCAAGUCCAUCAUCCACGGAGGAGCUGCCUACAAGGACGGCCGCUUGACCGUCAACGACCAGCUGGUGGCGGUGAACGGCGAGUCGCUGAUCGGCCGCUCCAACCACGCCUCCAUGGAGACGCUGAGACGCUCCAUGUCGUCGGAGGGCAACGCCAGAGGCACCAUCCAGCUCGUGGUGCUGCGAGCGCCCAGACAGAUGGGCAGUGCCACCUCUUCUUCAAACUCAGCUCCAAAUGUGUCCACCGCCCAUCAGUCCAGCUCCCAAACCGCCUCCAGCAAUCAGGAGCUGUGGCCCAACGACGCCUACCAGAAGCCCACCAUGAACAUGGGCGGUCACAUGACCAACAACAACUACACGCACGGCAGCUCCGGGAGCGCACCGCAUCCCACUGCGUCCACCAACGGCAGCUACGCUCACUACGGCAACGAGGACGAGGAGCCGGAGAGAGACUUCCCCCCCCCUCCUUCCCCCGGCGCCGUGGAGGAGAUGAACAGGGACCUGCCGCGAACUCCUCCACACCACAGCGAGUCGCACACGGCUGCAGAUAUCUACGCCAACCUGUCCAACGACCGGGACAACAUGCCGCGCAACAGAGCGUCCAAGAGCAUGGACAUGGUGGCUGAUGAGAGCAACAUGGGCUCCCACGGGCAGAGGAACACGCCGCGUUUCCUCAUAUCUACCCAGCAUCCUUUGCUCUUUCCUCCCCCGACGCCGCCUCCUCCUCCGCUCUCCGAUCCCCCGCUGAAUCAGCUGUGGCCUUCACCGCUCCCCUGCUCCUCCGUCUCCCCCCCCUCUUCCUCUCUGGAGUCGGAGGCCGUACCUGAGUACAAGCCUGCAGCCAGUGGAGCGCUGGGCCCGACCCUGGGCCUCUGGAAGUCCAGCUCCCUGGAGAGCCUGCAGACGGCCGUGUCGGAGGCCGAGCAGAGUCACAACCAGGCCCAGGUGCCCUUCCACCGGCCGCGGCCUCACAUGGUGCGCGGGCGGGGCAUCAACCAGAGCUUUCGCCACGCCAUCGACAAGUCCUACGAUGGACCCUCCGAGGAUGACGACGACCUGUCGGAGCAGAGCUCGGGUCACGAAACGCCCGCCAGCAGCUCCUCUCGCCAGGACCUGGACGCCGAGGACGACACCAAGAAGAAAACCAAAGGGAAGAAGAAGGAGAAGAAGAGCAAGGGGAAGAAGAAAGCCGAUAAUGCUGCGGAGGAUCCGGAUAAGAAGACCAAAAAGAAAGGAUUUGGCCUUUUAAGGUUUGGCAAGAAGAAAGAAGACAAGAGCAAAGAUGCAGCGAAAGCGUCCAAGAGUAAACUGGAGGCUCUGAGUGAGGAGGAGCUGGGCAGGACUCCUGACACCAGAGAUGGCUACGACCCGCGUUACGCUGAGAUCCACUCCGGCCACCACACCCCCGACUCGGCCUUCUUCCCCGAUGUGGAAGACGAUGACACUGACCCCAACUACGCCCGCAUCAGCAACUUCCGCCCGGCGCCCUCGCCUCAGCCGUUCAUCAGUCGCACGCCCUCCCCUUCGGCAACAAUAGGCGGACCCAACCCGUCGCUGGCCUCGGCCGAGGAGCUGGACGGGCUCUACGCUAAAGUCAACAAGCCCCGACCGUCACCGGCUCCACAGAACCAGCAUCGCACACCAGCUAACAGUGAUCCACAUUUCCAAGGGGGGGGUCGGGAGUACCGGCCGACCCGCGCCGCUCCCGUCUACGAGGAGCUGGACACCGCACGACGCCGGACUCUGGACAACGACCCGAACCGGGCGGCGGUGUCCACGGCAGAGAAACCCAGCGGUGGGCUCCUCCCCCGAGGAACCCGAUAA